This is a messenger RNA of Ailuropoda melanoleuca (giant panda), 5529 nucleotides long. RefSeq names its product DnaJ heat shock protein family (Hsp40) member C16 (gene DNAJC16). The transcript has 15 exons. The record is from RefSeq and is a predicted model, not a curated record. Lineage: Eukaryota; Metazoa; Chordata; Mammalia; Carnivora; Ursidae. The coding region runs from base 178 to 2526 and encodes 782 amino acids.
UUUUGGCCUCUUUGGUCACGAUCAUCCCUUUGGAUCCAGCCAAAGAGCGCGCCUCGUCCCUAUGGCAACCGCGCCAGGUCCACGCGCAGACGGCGGGUAGCAAGGGUCAAAACAGAUUCGCAAAGUAGAAGUCCUCGACCCGUUCAGUCCGCGCCUUCGCUCUGGAAAGGAAGAGGAAUGGAAGUGAAAAAGUUGAGCAUUUCCUGGCAGUUCUUGGUAGUUCUGGUUGUGACCCUGCAAAUUCUGUCUGCGUUGGAUUUGGACCCAUACAGAGUCCUAGGGGUCAGCCGAACAGCCAGUCAGGCUGAUAUUAAAAAGGCUUAUAAGAAGCUCGCCCGGGAAUGGCAUCCUGACAAAAACAAAGAUCCUGGAGCAGAAGACAAGUUCAUCCAAAUUAGCAAGGCUUAUGAGAUUCUUUCCAACGAAGAAAAGAGAUCCAAUUAUGAUCACUAUGGAGAUGCCGGAGAGAACCAGGGCUACCAGAAGCAGCAGCAACAGCGGGAGUAUCGCUUCCGCCAUUUCCAUGAGAAUUUUUACUUCGAUGAAUCUUUUUUUCACUUCCCUUUUAAUUCUGAGCGGCGGGACUCCAUUGACGAGAAGUAUUUAUUGCACUUCUCACACUACGUGAAUGAAGUGGUUCCAGAUAGCUUCAAGAAACCCUACCUCAUCAAGAUCACCUCAGAUUGGUGCUUCAGCUGUAUCCACAUCGAGCCUGUUUGGAAAGAGGUAGUUCAGGAGCUGGAAGGAUUGGGUGUAGGAAUUGGCGUGGUCCAUGCUGGGUACGAGAGACGCCUGGCCCAUCACCUGGGAGCGCACAGCACUCCCUCUAUCCUAGGAAUCAUAAAUGGGAAAAUCUCCUUCUUCCAUAACGCAGUCGUCCGCGAGAACCUACGACAGUUUGUAGACGGUCUUCUUCCAGGGAACUUGGUGGAGAAAGUUACAAAUAAAAAUUACGUCCGAUUCCUCUCCGGCUGGCAGCAAGAGAAUAAACCCCAUGUCCUUCUGUUUGACCAGGUGCCCGUCGUACCACUGCUGUACAAGUUGACUGCUUUUGCAUACAAAGAUUACUUGUCAUUCGGAUACGUGCACAUCGGUUUGAGAGGGGCGGAGGAGAUGACGAGGCAGUACAAUGUCAAUGUCUAUGCCCCCGCCAUCUUGAUCUUUAAAGAACACAUAAACAAGCCUGCGGAUGUUAUCCAGGCCCGAGGUAUGAAGAAACAGGUCAUUGACGACUUCAUCACCCAAAACAAGUAUCUACUGGCAGCCAGGCUCACCAGCCAAAAGUUGUUCCACGAGCUCUGCCCCGUGAAGCGGUCUCACCGACAGAGGAAGUACUGUGUGCUUUUGCUGACCCCCGAGGCUACCAAGUUGAGUAAACCCUUUGAGGCUUUCCUGUCCUUUGCCCUGGCAAAUACGCAAGACACAGUGAGAUUCGUGCAUGUCUACAGCAAUCGGCAGCAGGAGUUCGCCAGCACCUUAAUACCAGACAGUGAUACUUUUCAAGGAAAAUCAGCGGUGUCCAUCUUGGAAAGGCGCACGACGGGAGGAAGGGUGGUGUAUAAAACCCUGGAGGCUCCCUGGACAGGGAGUGAGAGCGAUAAAUUCACACUCCUGGGCUAUCUGGACCAGCUGCGCAGAGACCCCGCUCUGCUGUCCUCGGAAGCUGUGCUCCCCGACCUGACGGAUGAACUUGCCCCUAUCUUUCUCCUCCGGUGGUUCUACUCUGCUUCUGACUACAUCUCAGACUGCUGGGACAGCAUAUUUCACAACAACUGGCGGGAAAUGAUGCCCCUUCUGUCCCUGGUCUUCUCCGCCCUCUUCAUCCUCUUCGGCACCGUCAUCGUCCAGGCUUUCAGUGACUCAAAUGAUGAGCGAGAGUCCAACCCUCCAGAUAAAGAGGAAGCGCGUGAGAAGGCGGGGAAGACGGAGCCAAGCUUCACCAAAGAAAACAGCAGCAAGAUUCCUAAAAAAGGCUUCGUGGAGGUAACUGAGCUCACAGAUGUAACCUACACCAGUAACCUGGUCCGCCUGAGGCCAGGCCACAUGAACGUGGUCCUCAUCCUGUCCAAUUCCACCAAGACGAGUCUACUGCAGAAAUUCGCUUUGGAGGUCUACACGUUCACUGGGAGCAGCUGCCUGCACUUCUCCUUCCUGAGUCUAGAUAAACACAGAGAAUGGCUGGAGUACCUUCUAGAAUUUGCUCAGGAUGCAGCCCCGAUCCUGAACCAAUACGACAAGCAUUUCAUGGAACGUGACUACACGGGCUACGUGCUGGCCCUGAAUGGCCACAAGAAGUAUUUCUGCCUCUUCAAGCCCCAGAAAGCAGUGGAAGAGGAGGAGGCCAUGGGGUCCUGCAGUGAUCUUGACUCUUCCCUCCAUCUGGGUGAAUCUCGGGGGAAGUCUCCCUGUGGCCUUGGACCCAGGCCCAUCAAAGGGAAAUUGAGCAAGUUGUCCUUAUGGAUGGAGCGGCUGCUCGAAGGCUCCUUACAGAGGUUUUAUAUCCCGUCGUGGCCUGAACUAGACUGAGGGAGCGAGAGAGAGACUUAACUCUUCAGGCUUUUUAAUAGGCCCCUGGGAACAGGUCUUUUCAGGACUCCACCUAUCACCGCGGACAGAGAAUAGAUUCUAGAUUAUUCUCCCGGAACAAUGGCUAGAAGAAUCUUCCCUUUGUCCUGUUCUAACCUCGGAGUGAAAAACACCUCAAGUUGAAUUCCCUAGAUCAAAAUAUUUUUGCUUUGGGUUUUUUCCCCGUUUGAAUGCCGCACUAUUUAAAGUAGACUGCUCAUUCCCUCUUCCUUUGUCAUCCCUGCCAUUUGCUCACACCGCCCUCUCCUAUCCUGUCUCCGCGCUGUGGGAGAAGCACAGGGCUCCAGCCGGCAGCAGGCCCUGGAUGGAACCCCGCGAGGCUGGAGAGCUGGUCGGGUCCCCUACCCCCUGCCCCGCCCCCGCUGUGCUUCUGCCCCAGCGCAUGCUGUAUCAGUGGGACAGACAGCCCACAGCAGCUUCUAGGCCCUGCAUCCUGAAAGAGGCCUGGUUCCAAGCAAUCUCACAUCGGGUAGUUUUUCGGGUAGUCAGUGGCCAAAAGUGCAUUUGGGGGGUAUCCCUGUGCAGCAGGUUGUCAGCCACGGUUUCACAAGGCUAGGGAUAAGUGGGGGUCCUGCAUGUGAGUUUGGUUUUCUUCCCAAGACAAGAGAAGGGAGGGCUGGGCAGUGACGGACUUGACCCCUUGGGGCGUCCCAUCAGCCACCUCCCCCAGCGCUAAACAUAGCCAGGGAGGGAUCUGCACGGCAAGAAGUACUGUAAUGACUUUGAGCCAUUUACGUGUCUGUUUUCACAUGCCUUUCUGCCUCCGUCAGUUUUAGGGUAUGAAUCUUAGGAGCCAUAAUUUGUAAUCUUGUUCUCUGGACGUAGAGAUAAGCUGCUAUAAACCAGUAGAUGUUAAACCGAAGACACCUACCUUAUCCCUGCCUGACAGGGGUCAGGCUCGAGGAACCUCUUCACUCCUGGUGUCUCUUUAGUAAAAUACCAGACAUGUCUUUGUAUCAAGGAACUUAAAACCUUAUCAGCAGUUGUAUUUUGAACACUGUUACCCCAAAAGUGCUGUAACUUUGAGCCCUCUUUUGUGACAAGUGAGCCAAGACUUGUUCUAGACUCCUGUUUGGCAAAAGGCUUACUCUGAGCUUCUGGCCUAUAUUGUGAUAUCUCAGUUGCUUUCACUCUUAACUCACAACUGCUUCACCACUUAACAGGGUCCGACCUACCAUCAGCACCCAGGCUUCCAGAGCUCCAGUGUGCAUUGGGUCACACCCGCCAGUUAGAGGGUUUGCCUUGGGGUGGGGGGGUGCGGCGGCAAAACCACCAGUGGAGUUUUAACAGCCUCAGAGAGUGGUCGGUUCAGAUGUCAAAGCGGAUUGCCCUUUAGUAAAGCGAAGUGUCAGAAUCAGUGAUGGGACAUUUACUAAGUUAGUAUUUCUUUAAUCAUCAUUGCUUUUAACGAAGCCGUUUAGAUCCUGAAUAAUUUAAAUAUUGAGCUACAAUGGCAAGUAAUAAAUUAUUUAAGCCCAGGAAUUCCUGUCGUUUCCAUGGAGUCUACAGCUUUAUAUUAAAAAAAAAAAAAAAAUCACUGCCAGGCUUUUUUUUCCCCACAUGAUUCUCUAAAAAUUGGAUGCUUACUCUGAGUGCUGUGUCUCCUGGCACCUGGCCCAGGCAGGCGUGAUUAAGGGAUUCAUUUGGUUCCUUGAUGCACCAGCCUCAAAAUCAUUUUCUAGGUGUUUUAUGGCCAAGUUGCUGAUGUGAGUAGCAUUCAGUGGUAGGCUUUUCAUUUCUGGUACUAAUGGGAUGGGUCCCUGACCUUAAUUUCUGAAAACCAAAACCUCCCCAGAUUUGUUCAUUUAAAAAAUGUUUCUCAUUAAAAUAAAAAGCACCUUUAGACAGACAGCUGCACCCUCCAUUUGUAUGAAGAAAGAACAGAUAGGAUUAAAAACAUUCCUGGUGAAUUUUUCAGUCCAAAAAUUAUUUCACAGGUCUGUUUGGGGCUGGAGGAUAUGUGCCCCAAGAGGACACUCGGAAGGGUCUAAUUUAAAUUGAACUUUGCCCUUGACCGCCCUAGGCUUUCCUCCUGAAUGUUUCCAUGAAUUUGUUUACUUUUGUGUCAAACGUAUGAGCCAUCGUCCUGCUCAGCCAAUGCCACCACUUCUUCUCUUGUAUGUAACCACACAGACCGAAUUUUGGUUUUAAGUUAAUUUCUUGGUCUUUGAAUAUCUUGAGACUGACAACAUCAUUUUGUUUUUAGAAGUAGGCUUUUCUGGUUAGAGCCUAAGAAUCAUGUUUAGCAGAUGGGGAUGAAAACUGGCCUAAAACAAGUCUUUAUAGAAUACAUAUCUACUUACAAAUAUUUUUUUAUCAUCCAGGUGCCGGUGGCAUAAUUUGUCUAAGAGAUUGUCAGCAGCGUUUCAGUGAGCAAGACUGCCCUGACAUCUGUUAGGCUCCACAGUCUCUCUCUGCCAUCGCUUACCGACCGUGAAAAUUUGGUCGUACUAUUCGAAUUAAUAGGUUGACUUCCUCUUCAUUCAGUACAUGAACGUUUUCCUGAUUUUAAAAAGAAAUGAAAUCUGAAUGUGUUUUUUAAGUGAUUUGCUUUGUUUGGGAAAAGAGAUUAGAAGCAAACACUCAAGCUCUUUUCCUAAGUAAGAGUCUCUAAAAGCUGAUGCAGAAUGUCUUUGCAGAUGAAAUACCGCUCACAUCCAAAUGCCUGACCUUGUCCCUUGAAAACAAAUGCAGUGUGGCAGCUGCUGAGUCCGUCCGUUCCGUUUGUCGAGGAGGAUGGAAUUUUAGAGACCGAUCUGAGAAGAAGGUGAAUAUUUUGCACUUUUGAUACUCUUAGGAACAAAUAACUUAUUUGGCAAAUGGUGUCCUUUUUAUGUUGUUUUUGUUUUGUAUUGUGAACAGGCACUGAAGCUGAUGUUAUUUUUGUUUUGAGAAUAUUACAGACUGGAAACAGAAAUAAACUAUUUUAAUGUGUGAUGAUUA